GGAUUAAAAUGUGCAGAUUCAUUCUGUUAUUUCUCUCUAAGUGUGUGAGAGAAAAAGAGGUCAAGGACAACAUGGACGGGACAGUGGUGCUGUGGGUCAUCAUUUGUGCUGCUUCUGCUACUGCUGCACAUAGAAGUAAUAGUGAGUUCACCAAGUAUAGGCAAUGGGAGAGGAGACACCGUGUCCCAGCAACAGCUUCUGUGGGUACGACUGGAAAACCCCACCCAGGAAGCACCGGGUGUCUGGUGAACGGACUUGUCCUGUUCAGUGGGGCAGUGUGGUUUAGUCAUCCCUGCUCUGAAUGCAAGUGCCUCAAAGGAGCUGUCAGCUGCCGCCCAGUCUUCUGUAAUAAUACUGCGCACAGACAGAGACAGCUGACCCAAGAUCAGAGGCAUAAUAAGGAAAACAUGAAAACCCCAAAGUCAGCUUACAAGAAGAAAGUGUCUGGAUUGAGAGUAGAAGAGACUAAUUACAGGAAACCUGGGACUGUGCUGAAGAAGAUUGUGCCCAAGGUCAAUGCGAACCCGGUAGUCAUCCCAAGAAGGCCGAAGGAGAUUGUUGUUGAUGUGAGGAAGAUAAAGACAGACAAUACCCUGAAAAGAAGAGGGCCGACACUUAAGGAAAUUAAGAAAUAUAGACUUGAAAAGAAGCUUUUUUUGGGCAGUGACGAUGACGACGAUGAUGACAGCAAUGGUAAAGAAGAUGAUGACAACGAUGAUGAUUUUCCUGCUAGAAACAUGGCAGCUUUUCGUCCUAUUAUUCAUCCUGCCUUUCGCACCGUCCCCCGUGCCACCUAUAGAAAUGGUGUCAUGAAAUAUCUUCCUGCCGGGUGCCUGCUCUCUGAGUCUGUGAUUGCCUGCGGGAAUGCCGGUCUGACAUACUGGCCUGUCAUCACAGACCUGAGCAUUAAAAAACUCUAUCUGGCAGAAAACAAAAUCAGAAAUAUUCCUCCUCGGGGCCUAGCUGGACUGCCCAACUUGGAGUGGCUGGAUCUCAGCAAAAAUAAGCUGCAUGACUCUUCAGUGACCCCAGACUUAUUCAGGAAUCUAACCAAACUGAAGAGGCUGAAUUUGGAUGGGAACAAUCUUACCAAGAUUCCGCUUCUACCACCAUCUCUGGAGGAGCUCAAAAUUAAUGACAACAAAAUCAGCAUCCUCACACCCUACAGUUUUCAAGGUCUCUCCAAACUGUUGAGUCUGGAUCUGGAGGACAACAACCUUCAUGAUGGGAAUGUAUCACCGUUUGCCUUCAAACCGCUGCAGAAGCUGAUCUACCUGCGUCUGGAGGACAACAAGUUUCGAGCUAUCCCGUCAGGCCUGCCCUCGUCCUUGCAGGAGCUGCAACUCUCAGAGAACCAGGUUGAGGUGAUCGAUGAAAAGGUCUUCAACAAAACAGUCCAUCUGAAAGUUCUGGACCUCAGCCACAAUCAUAUUCGGGAAGACCGCAUCGCCCCAAGGGCAUGGAUACACAUGCUUGAACUUGUGGCUCUGGACCUGUCCCACAACAGGCUGGUACAUGUACCCUCCUUCCUGCCUCCGGCCUUGCUCCAUCUCUCACUGCACCAUAACCAGAUUGAAUUCAUUCCUGGUUAUAUAUUUGGUCACCUGCGGCCUGGCCUAAAAUCCUUACGACUGUCCCACAACCACCUGGCGGACCAGGGUGUGCACGCCACCUCCUUCCAGGGGCUUCACAACUCACUCAGUGAGCUCCUGUUGGACCACAACAAACUGCAGUCUGUGCCCCAUGGUCUCCUUCAGCUGCGAGCUCUGGAAAGGCUGAGGCUGGACUACAACUUCAUAAGGAAAAUUCCCAAGAAUUUCAUUUGUGACUUCGCUCAGGUCUCGGUUCACCUGGAGAACAACCUGAUUGAUCAUCGCCUCAUCUCUGCCAUGGCAUAUUCUUGCUUGUAGAACUACCACAGUGCUCCGCUCUGGCUCCAGCACCAUAAUCGAAAUUAGACCCCAACAUCCCUCCAUCGUUGUACCAUUGUAUUUGGUUUCCAUAGUGUAGUGAUUAUCAUUUUCACCUCACUGAUUUCGAAAUCAAGUGGAAACACACCUUCUUCCAGAAUUUCAGUCAGUGAUCAAUAAUUGUAUUAACCGUCAGUGCUCUCACUGCCUACUAGUGACUCCUUUGGAUUACCUAAAACAUAUCUGCUCUUCUCUUUGUCUUUCAGCAUCAGCCUUCUUUGCUUUUUACUUAGAUUUCCAGUUAAAAAUAAGCUUGGGGGUUAUGCUGCAGUCUGUGCUUAGGGUUUAUUGUCCACUGCAACAAGUACUUUAUUUUGCUUAAAAAUACAUUUGCAGUCAAGCCGCAACAUGAGAAUUAUAGAAAGCAUUUGUAUUUAAAAUGAAGCGCAAUAAACUGGAAAAUUCAUCCA
Brienomyrus brachyistius is the source of this 2380-nucleotide messenger RNA. RefSeq names its product extracellular matrix protein 2-like. Gene Ontology annotation, cellular component: extracellular matrix. NCBI's taxonomy places the organism in Eukaryota, Metazoa, Chordata, Actinopteri, Osteoglossiformes, Mormyridae. Gene Ontology annotation, biological process: positive regulation of cell-substrate adhesion; extracellular matrix organization. The transcript has 10 exons. Gene Ontology annotation, molecular function: heparin binding; protein binding; collagen V binding. The record is from RefSeq and is a predicted model, not a curated record. Bases 9 to 1910 code for a protein of 633 amino acids.